Molecule: messenger RNA, 552 nt
Organism: Miscanthus lutarioriparius
Lineage: Eukaryota; Viridiplantae; Streptophyta; Magnoliopsida; Poales; Poaceae
Source: the annotation of a GenBank genome assembly
AUGGUGCCGCCGGUGAAGAUAUUCGGGCACCCGAUGUCGACGAACGUGGCGCGGGUGUUGGUGUGCCUAGAGGAGGUCGGCGCUGAGUAUGAGCUGGUGACCAUCGACUUCCUCGCCGGCGAGCACGAAGUUCCUGACCACGUCGCGCGAAAUCCGUUUGGGAAGAUCCCUGCUCUGCAAGAUGGCGACCUUAUCCUGUUUGAGGUCGAGGCGCAGCAGUAUUACCCUGCCCUCUCGCCCGUAGUGUUCGAGUGCAUCAUCUUCCCCGUCAUGCGCGGCACCACCACCGACCAGAAGGUCGUGGACGAGAGCCUGGACAAGCUGAAGAAGCUGCUAGAGGUGUACGAGGCGCGCCUGUCGGAGCACAAGUAUCUGGCCGGGGAUUUCUUCAGCUUCGCGGACCUCAACCAUUUCCCCUUCACCUUCUACUUCAUGGCCACGCCGUACGCAUCCGUGUUCGACGCGUACCCUCGCGUGAAGGCGUGGUGGCAGAGCAUCAUGUCCAGGCCGUCCAUCAAGAAGAUAGCUGCAAAUAUGCCGACCAAGUUUUAG